This is a messenger RNA of Epinephelus lanceolatus (giant grouper), 1674 nucleotides long. RefSeq lists its product as uncharacterized. The record is from RefSeq and is a predicted model, not a curated record. Lineage: Eukaryota; Metazoa; Chordata; Actinopteri; Perciformes; Serranidae.
AGGAGUAGACCAGGUCACGGUGAGGGAGCUUACACUGCACUAAAACACAUCAGCCUGCCGUCUGUGCAACAGGACAUUUUCAGGAAUAUUUCUGGUGCAUCUUUCCUCCUCUUGGCUCUCCACCAUGAAGAUAUUGGCUCUGGGAUUUUGCAUACUGGCUCUGCUGGCACUAGCCAAGGCCACAACUACCGCCGUCGCCUCAACCGCCACUACUGCGUCUGCUACAGCUGUCACCCCAACCAUGUCUACAACUGUGGCCCCAGCCACGUCUACGACUGUGGCCCCAACCACGUCUACAACUGAGGCCCUAACCACGUCUACAACUGUUGCCCCGACCACGUCUACAACUGUGGCCCCAACCACGUCUACGACUGUUGCCCCAACCACGUCUACGACUGUUGCCCCAACCACGUCUACAACUGUGGCCCCAACCACGUCUACGACUGUUGCCCCAACCACGUCUAUGACUGUUGCUCCGACCACGUCUACAACUUUGGCGUCAACCACGUCUACGACUGUUGCCCCGACCACGUCUACAACUGUGGCCCCAACCACUCCUACAAGUGUUGCUCCAACCGCCUCUACAACUGUCGCCCCGACCAAAUCUACAGCUGUUGCCCCAACCAACACGAGUGAUAUGACCACCCCUCCACCGAAGACUACAACCACUUCCCCAGCCACAACAACCACAUCUGCGAACACCACCAGCUCACAUAUUACUGCGACUCCUACGAUCAACCUGACCACCACCACAAGUACAACCACCUUGACAACAACAACCACCACACACAACGGAGGCUCAAGCUUUAAAGCUUCUCUGCUGUUUUCUGUUGUGCCAUUGAUGCUCUACACACUCUGCUGAAGAGCUGAAAAACUCGCCUAAAGGAUUAAGACUCUUGUUCCUUAAUGUGCUAAUGUUUCUGGAAAUAAAUGUAGGUGGAGUUGGACUAACUUUAAUCCAAAGAAAGAACUGAAGGAUGGAAUAAAAUCUGUGUACAGUACAGUAUGUAUAUUCCAGAUUGUUCUUAAAUUAUUGUAAUUAUGUAUAUGAAUGAAUUUGAGGUAUUUGUUCAGUUUGCAGAUUAGUAUAAUCUUGUCAUGUAGAUCUGAACUCAGAGGAAGUAUUACUUAAGUACUUAAGUCCUGCAUUAAAAAUGUCACUCACGUAAAAGUAUGUAAGUUGAAUCAGGAAAAUGUAUUUAAGUAUGAAAAUGAAAGUACCAUAAAAUGUUUUUGCAUGAAAAAUGACAAAAUAGAUUUUAAUUGAUUUUCCACUUAAGCAACUAAUUGUCAUAGCUGCAUUUGUGGUUUGUUUUAUAUGGUUUGUGCAGAAAAAAAUCUUAAUAUGUAAAGUGGAGAGUUACCAGAUAACUGUAGUGGUGUUAAGAGGACAAUAUUUUCUUGUGAAGUGUAGUAGAUUAGAAGUAGAAAAAGUAGAAAGUGACAUGAGUUUAAUAUAAAGGUAUCUCAAAUUUGUAAUUACUGUAAAUACAGACUUCCUCUACUGGCAUCAGGAAUAACUUGUAAAUAAGGAAGUGAUGUGACGAAUAAAGCUACUAAUAUAUGUGUGGCAGAACUCUCUAUUUCAGUGUUUAGUGAGUUAGUUUGAACUGUGAUUGUUGCGCUGUCUGUAUACACACAUACUCAUAUAUUAAACUAAAAUUAUAACAUUAA